Messenger RNA from Mucor velutinosus, 1347 nucleotides. RefSeq names its product ubiquitin-specific protease ubp15. The record is from RefSeq and is a predicted model, not a curated record. Bases 1 to 1347 code for a protein of 448 amino acids. Gene Ontology annotation, molecular function: transmembrane transporter activity. The transcript is spliced from 8 exons. NCBI's taxonomy places the organism in Eukaryota, Fungi, Mucoromycota, Mucoromycetes, Mucorales, Mucoraceae. Gene Ontology annotation, cellular component: membrane. Gene Ontology annotation, biological process: transmembrane transport.
AUGAAUCACGCAGCACAUCAGCUCGAUGACCGUAAAUCAUGGCACGGUGAUGAAGAUUUAGAAGAGCUAUCAUUCAUUUUCAAAACCUACAAGAUUCGUUUCUUUGGGUUAACUGUCAUUGCUUUAUCCAACAUUGCAUCUUCUUUGAAUUGGUUGUCAGUUGCACCUGUUCCAGAUUAUGCUAGUCAGUAUUUUAACAACAUUGGCUUGACUACCAUCAAUUGGUUCUCUAAUGUCUUUAUGCUGACCUAUCUCGUCGCCGGCCCUGCUUCCAGUUGGGUCUAUGAACAUUGGUCCAUUAAGAUGGGUAUUAUUAUCGGUGCAGUUCUACAAGCUAUUGGUGCUUGGUUGCGUUACUUUUCUUCUUUUGUACAUGACCCUACUGGUAGAUUAGCCUUGGCUAUCAUUGGUCAAACUAUCUGUGCUAUUGGUCAACCUUUCAUUUUGAAUGUCUGCACACCCUAUGCUGCUUUGUGGUUCAGUGCUGAUGGCAGAGGUACAGCUUCCAUGGUCGGUGGUAUCACCAACUCUAUUGGUAUGGCCAUUGCUUCUCUUAUUAUUCCUGCUAUUGUCACCGAUGCCUCUACUAUGAAUAUGGGCUUUCUUGUCAUUGCUUGUGUUACUACCGGUUGUGCCCUUCCUGUGUUCUUCAUCCCCAAGAAGCCCAAGACUCCUCCAUCCUACAGUGCCUCAUCCAAGAACAAGUUUGCUCUCACAUUUGCUCAAUCCCUCCGUGAAUUGUUCACCAACUGGAACUUCCUCAUCAUCAUGGUUUCCUUUGGCAUCUUGUGUGGUUUGGCUUCAGCUUUUACCUCUCUUUUAACUCAAAUUGUUGGCCCUUACAAUAUUGGUGUCGAUGAUGCUGGUUAUCUCGGUGCUGCCUUCAUCGUUGCUGGUCUUGUGGGUGCUAUUCUCACUGGUGUAUUCAUUGAUAAGACUGGUCGUCACAAGAUUGUUAUCAAAAUCUAUGUUCCCAUUAUUGGUGCCUUGUACUUGGCCUUUUACUUUGUUGUUAAAACCGGAAAGUACGAUGCUAUUAUGGCAGUUUGUGUUCUCUUGGGUUUCUUUACCUUUUCUCUCUUGCCAGUUGCUCUUGAACUUUCUGUUGAAUCAUCUUAUCCCAUCAGUGAAGCUAUCUCCAGUUCCUUGUUAUGGAUGUGUUCUCAAAUCUUGGGCCUCAUCAUCUUGGCUGUCAUGGACGCUCUCCGUAAUCCUGAUGGCAAGAUGGAUCGUGGUCUCAUCUUUGUUACCUGCAUUGCCUUCCCUCUCAGUAUCCUUACUACCAUCUACAACAGCCCUAACAAGCGUUUAGAAUUUGAGGAUAGAAAUAGAGCUGCAAGCUCUUAA